UGUACUUUCUAGAACGUUUGUUGCAGCUGCGAUGGAAUCUAACGUUGCCCCUGUUGAAAGGAAGGAUCCUGACGAGUUGCCACCAAGCUGCAGUGGUCUGGGUCAUGAACAGCCGCCGCCCCCAGGUUCCUACUAUCCGCCAUCUCAACCACCACAAUAUCCCAACACACAGCAGCCCCAACCGAUGAUGUAUCCCAAUGCCCAGCACCCCCAAUUCAUGGUACCACCUCCACAGGUCGUCUCAGUUGGACCUGUGAAUGAUUACAUGGGCUUGUCGCUGGUGACUUUGCUGUGUUGCUGUUGGCCGAUCGGAUUAUGCGCGCUGAUGAGCUCACUGAGGGUUCGAGAUGCUCUGAGGAUGGGGGAUCACGUCGGUGCGAUGAACGCGUCCAGGAGUGCACGCAGUUUGAAUAUCACGGGAAUUGUUAUCGGUUGCAUUGUGAUUGUCAUUGUGAUUGUGGCAGUGGUGGUGGGCAUUGUAGUCAGUGUCAAUUCUUGCAAAAACAGUCGUUAUAGUCGGGAUUGUUAAUGAUUCCUCAACGUGAAUCUCAGACACAUAUCUUUCUCUCCAAACAAGUGUCUUUAUAUAACUUAGGGUGAUUUUGUUGUAGAGACUCUAUUAUUGUUUGUGCCUGUGCGCGUAUGUGUCUGAUGAUGGUGCCUGUUUUAUGUAGUAGCUGUUUUGCUAAAUAUCUGGUUUGUUGAGCGUGAAAUGUCUGGUUUAUUGAGCGAGCUAGAAUAGACAGAUGACAGAAAGUAGAAAUAACUGGAAAUGGCAAGU
Molecule: messenger RNA, 781 nt
Organism: Corticium candelabrum
Lineage: Eukaryota; Metazoa; Porifera; Homoscleromorpha; Homosclerophorida; Plakinidae
Product: proline-rich transmembrane protein 1-like
Exons: 3
Coding region: 32-529 (165 amino acids)
Cellular component (GO): membrane
Source: RefSeq, a predicted model, not a curated record